GUUCACGGAGUUCCUAAUGGAUUUCUUAUCAUAAAAUACCUGUAGUAUGGGUAGUGAACAAAGAAUUAAAAUACGUAACCAUGCAUCAUAUUUGGUUUUGUGAAUACUGUUCCUCAGCUGAAGGAAAUGAAAGUAGAAAGUAUUUCCCAACCCAGAAGGACUUCGUUAACCAUAUACGAACAUACCAUUUAGUUCGCAAGUUUAGAAACGAUUUGGAAACGUUUAUCUGUCGAUAUGGCCCAAAUAAUUUGUGUCUUCUAUCUAAUAGUUUGGAUGGCGUUGAAAACAAUUAUUCGUCUCAUGAUUCCCCCUUAUUCACAAGUCAGCGUGACUAUGAAAGACAUUUAGUGGGGUUUCAUCUCCUAAAACACCCUGUAUACAAACAUCCGGAUAUAAAAUCUCCGUUGUCAAUACCUCCUUCUCACUGUAACGAGAAACCAUCCCGCAAAUGGAGUGUAUACCAGUCAGUUGUAAAUUUACCAGCUAUUUUAAACGAUCCAAAUUAUCGUGAGAAAGAUAUAUUUGCAAAAUUAUGGGGUGAUAAAUUUGAAAAUGCUGAAGUUCUACCCAGUCCCCAUUUACCAGUAAUUACAGAGAAACAUUUUAUAGAAUAUUUUAACAAAAUUGGCGUUCGUAAACUGGAUAACAGUCUGGAUAAAUCAUCGCCUAAAUGUCAAAUUAAUUCACCGUCUAAUUCAUUCAGUGACAAUUCUCCUUUAGUGAAAUCAUCCAAAAAAGUUCUAAACAAUGAAUUGUCACUUGAUACAUCAACUACUUCAAUUCCCACUUUAUACUUUGAUCAAAAUUUCAAUUUGAAAGAUGAAAAAACAUUUUGUCAAGUUAUACCUUUACACCCACGUCAAUCUCACUUUCGUAAUGUUUCAAAUCCAUUUGAAAAAAUGACUUCAUCAUCCGAUAAAACAGACUCUGUAAAUAAUUCAAGUCGAUCAAACUAUCCUAAUGAAAAAUAUCUACAGAAAGAGGCUUUCCGUACUCAACAUGAUCAAUUGGUUAAUUAUUUAGAUAUUAUCGAGUUGAAUAUAGCUGAACAGGU
Schistosoma turkestanicum is the source of this 1054-nucleotide messenger RNA. Lineage: Eukaryota; Metazoa; Platyhelminthes; Trematoda; Strigeidida; Schistosomatidae. The record is from the annotation of a GenBank genome assembly.